AUGAACUUGGGAGGAGGAUGUAAGAAUCCCCAAACCACCAUUUCAGUGGCUUGGCUGCCUAGCUGUGAUCACACUGUCGCCUGCCCGCCUUCUUUGGAUUCUGACAAAAAAUGUCCCCGUAUCUUCCACGGAAAACAGGAUGGCAGAGGCGGUGGCGGCAAAACAAACGGAACUGGCAGCAGCUGGCAUCAUCUGGGUUCAUAUCCUUCUGUGGACGACAAAGAGCCAAAGCAGCGCUGUUCAGAGGAGGGUUUUGACGCCAUCACCAUGGACGAGGCUGGGGUCAUGCUCUUCUUCAAAGGAGAUCUGGUCUGGAAAGGGUUCGCCGGGGCAGCUGAGCUGAAAAAUGCUUCUUGGCCGGAGAUCCAGGGCCCUGUUGAUGCCGCCCUUCGCAUUCACCACCCGGACCGCCCCAGCAUCCAUGACAACGUCUACCUUUUCCAGGGCAAGCAUCUCUGGGCCUAUGCCCAAGGCAGACUGAAGGACGGAUACCCCCGGCUUAUUGAGGAGGAGUUCCCAGGGAUUCCUGGGGACUUGGAUGCAGCCGUGGAGUGUCACGCCCAGGAAUGCUCACAUGCAGCAACCGUCUUCUUCUUCAAAGGCACCGUGGUUUACUCCUACGAUCUGACGACCAAGGAGCUCAAACAGCGCUCGUGGCCCUCUGUCGCCAACUGCUCGGCUGCUGUGCGCUGGCUGGGGCGUUACUACUGCUUCCAGGGCAUCCAGUUCUUGCGCUUUGACCCGGUCACAGGCCAAGUGGGGGCCAACUACCCAAGAGACGCCAGGGACUACUUCAUGCGCUGCCCUGGGAGGGGGCACGGGCACCACACCCAGGGCAACGCGACUGCCAGGGCGAUUCAAGACCGUUGCAGCGGGCGCCCCUUCCAAGCCUUCUUCUCGGAUGACACCGGCCGGAUCUAUGCCUUCCGUGAGGGGCAUUACUUCCAGUUGGACUCCCACCGGGAUGGGUGGCACGCCUGGCCGCUCAAGCACCUGUGGAAGGAUCUGGAAGGGGACGUUGACGCUGCUUUCAGCUGGGACAACAAGCUCUACCUGGUGCAGGGCUCUCAAGUGACCAUCUACCAAACUGGCCGGGGCUACAUCCGAGUGGACGGCUACCCUCGGCCCUUGCAAGCAGAGUUGGGAGUCGCAGAAGCUGACGCCGCCUUCACCUGCCCUCGCUCCCAGGCCCUCUACGUCAUCCACGGAAACCACCUUAGGCGCGUGGACCUGGAGCUGAGCCCUGGUCACCCAGGACCCCUGCAGCCCAUCCCCCACGCUCAUGUGGAUGGUGCUCUGUGUACUUCCAAGGGGGUCUUCCUUUUCCACGGAUCUGACUUCCACCAUUACGCUGAUGUAGACCAGCUCAUUAAGGCCACGGCCCCUGCCCCCGCCAAGAGCAUUGUGGUGGACUUUUUCCACUGCCCUCCUCCGCAUGCAGUGGGGCAGGGUGCUCCCUCUCUACACCACCCUCAGUGAGAACACCAGUUCCCCCAAAUGGCUGGGGGCUAUGAUGUCUUCCCCUAGUGCCACCUUGGCACAGCCUGGCACAGCCAAUAAAUCCAUGCCCAUGCUCCACA
Molecule: messenger RNA, 1580 nt
Organism: Pogona vitticeps (central bearded dragon)
Lineage: Eukaryota; Metazoa; Chordata; Lepidosauria; Squamata; Agamidae
Source: RefSeq, a predicted model, not a curated record